AUGCCUGGUCCAAUAGGCACGUCUCCUUCUCGGAGGUGGGCUCUGGUCUGCACCGCUAUGGCCGCUUCCAGCCGCAGGAGAGGUGUCUGUCCAUCUGAAAAGCCGUGGAGCAGAUGUCUCUCUCUCCACAGAAUGUACGUGACUCUCUUUACGUUCACGCUUCUGUGUUUGCACUGGAGCCGCUGCUCCUCCGACGACGACCACGAAAUGGAGGAGUUUUUAAAGCGAGAGUUCUCCCUGUCAAAGCCUUACCAAGGUGUGGGCUCUUUAGGCUCCUCCCACUGGGAGCUGAUGGGAGACGCCAUGAUCACCACAGAGCAGGUGCGCCUCACGUCUGACAUGCAGAGCAGACAGGGGGCAGUGUGGAGCCGCACGCCGUGUGAUCUUAAAGACUGGGAAAUGCAAGUGCACUUUAAAAUCCACGGCCAAGGAAAGAAGAACCUGAACGGAGACGGUCUGGCCGUGUGGUUCACCAAGGACCGGAUGCAGAAAGGUCCAGUGUUUGGGAACAAGGACAACUUCACGGGUCUGGGAGUGUUUGUCGAUACUUAUCCCAACGAGGAGAAACAUCUGGAGGCCCAGAAGAAACGAUACACUCCACGGACUGAGAGGAUUUUCCCGUAUGUUUUGGCGAUGGUUGGUAACGGCAGCGUGAGCUACGACCACGAGAGAGACGGUCGCCCCACGGAGCUCGGCGGCUGCACCGCGAUGGUGCGAAACCUCAAACACGACACGUUCUUGUUCAUACGAUACGUCAGCCGCCGCCUCACGGUGAUGAUAGACAUAGAGGGACAGCAUGAGUGGAGAGACUGCCUGGACGUCCCGGGGGUGCGCCUCCCUCUGGGAUACUACUUCGGAGCCUCAGCUCUGACCGGAGACCUCACAGACAUCCAUGACAUCAUCUCUAUGAAGCUCUAUCAAAUCACAGUCCUGAGUAAAAAGAGUCAGGACGAAGAGGAUGAAGACGAGAUAACGAUACCGAGUGUGGACAACUUUGAGCUGCUCCGAGUGCCAGAGAGCGAGGAGAGGAUGAGCAGUGUGGCCAUCUUCUUCACCGUGCUCUUCUCCAUGGUCGGCUGUGUCUUUCUCAUCGUGGUCGGGCUAUUGGUCUACGGCCACUGGAGCGAGACCAGACGCAAACGCUUCUAUUGA
Knipowitschia caucasica is the source of this 1152-nucleotide messenger RNA. Lineage: Eukaryota; Metazoa; Chordata; Actinopteri; Gobiiformes; Gobiidae. The record is from the annotation of a GenBank genome assembly.